Penicillium salamii is the source of this 1983-nucleotide messenger RNA. The record is from the annotation of a GenBank genome assembly. Lineage: Eukaryota; Fungi; Ascomycota; Eurotiomycetes; Eurotiales; Aspergillaceae.
AUGCGUGCAUCUCUAACUACCCUUUUGGGGUGGGCUGCUGGCGCCACCGCGGCUCUACAAGUUGUCGAGAACUCAACUUACAUUACUCUUGGAAAUGACCGCCUCACAGCUGUGCUCAAGAGGAGCGCCGGCCAGAUCGUUGAUCUUACCCUGGAUGGCCAGGACUUGCUCGGAGUUCAAUCCGGAUCCACCGGAAUUGGCCCCUACCUGGAUUGCUAUUGCAUUCCAUCGGGCUUUUACACAGCCGGUGCCACAAGCCCCAGCAUGGAAGUCGUGCAAGGCACCGAUUCAACCGGGACAAAAUACGGUGGCAUGAUUUUGACGGACACCUAUACCCCAACAGGGCAACAAUUCCAACAAUAUUGGUUCCUGCGCGAUGGCGAGACCGGUUUGCAUAUGUUCAGUCGAUUGGCUUACCACAACGAGACCACUCCAUUCUUGCGCAAUCUGCAAGAGUUCCGAACCUUGUUCCGUCCUAACACUGAUCUCUGGACGCAUUUGACGUCUAGUGAUGUUCAAACUGCGCCUCUCCCGAGCAAAGAGGCUAUCUCUAAGCAGAUCGUUGUUCAAGAUGCGACGUGGACAUUCAACAAUACACCCACUGAUGCAUACUACACUCAAUUCUCCGAGUAUUUCACGAAAUACACUUUCUCGAACCAAUGGAGAAACAACAGUGUGCAUGGUCUCUAUGCCGAUGGCAGCACCUCGAAAGGUGCAACUUACGGAGCGUGGAUGGUGAUGAACACCAAGGAUACCUACUACGGUGGUCCACUUCAUUCUGACCUGACAGUUGAUGGAAUCGUUUACAAUUACAUUGUUUCGAACCACCACGGAGAGGGCACACCAAACAUCACCAAUGGAUUUGACCGAACUUUCGGCCCGCAAUUCUAUCUUUUCAACGGCGGCAAGGGCUCAGCCUCACUCGAAGAGCUGCGAUCUGAGGCUGAAGCUCUAGCGAACCCUCACUGGAACUCUGCAUUCUACGACUCCAUCGCAAAGCACGUCGUCGGGUACGCCCCUUCCAGUAAACGAGGCAGUGUGAAGGGAACCAUCAAGCUUCCCAAAGGCGCUACACGCCCUAUUGCCAUCUUGUCAGUUGAUGGACAGUACUUCCAAGAUAACAGCGCGGUCCCAAGUUCCUACCAAUACUGGACAGAUAUCAACAAAGACGGAACAUUCAGCAUCGAACGUGUCAAAGAGGGCAAAUACCGACUCACCGUCUAUGCGGAGGGUAUCUUCGGCGACUUUGUUCAGGAUGGAAUUACAAUCCGUGCAGGAAAGCAGGCCACCAUAAACAAGACUUGGAAGCAGGAAUCUGCAGGGGCUGAGGUCUGGAGGAUUGGAGUCCCUGAUAAGUCUUCUGGUGAAUUCAGACGCGGCAAUGCCAGAGAUUCAACACACUCGCUCAAUCCCCCUGAGUACCUUAUCUACUGGGGUGCUUAUGACUGGCGUGCUGACUUCCCCGAUGGCGUCAACUAUACCAUUGGUACCAGCGAUCCCGCCAAGGACUUGAACACGGCCCACUGGUCGGUCUUUGGGCCGACUUCUAAAGACUCACAUAUUGAAUAUGACACCACGAACGAUUGGACCAUCAAUUUCAAGCUCGACUCGAAGCAACUGAAGAAGAGCAAGACUGCAACUUUGACCAUUCAGCUGGCAGGUGCGAAGACUGCGGCAGGUAAUACCGAUGUGUGGAAUCCCGCAGAGCCAUAUAACAAUCUCUCCUUGGAAAGCUACAUCAAUGACGAGAAGAACCCUCUCACCUUUGUCAUUGGGUUCAACCAGUCCAGCAGCUGUAUUGUGCGUUCUGCGGUUAGUUGUUACCAGGUUGGAUCAAAGAUGGAAUUCCCAGCGGAUUGGUUGAAGGCGGGUGAUAAUGUGCUGCGCUUGCAUUUGCCUCACAAUGCAACGGAUACUGAGACUGCUAUCCUCCCAGCAACUGUUUAUGUUCAAUACGAUGCCAUCAGGCUCGAGUUGAAGUGA